Molecule: messenger RNA, 600 nt
Organism: Vicia faba (fava bean)
Lineage: Eukaryota; Viridiplantae; Streptophyta; Magnoliopsida; Fabales; Fabaceae
Source: the annotation of a GenBank genome assembly
AUGUGCAGAGACAGUGAUGUGAUCUCUGCGGGAAUUCCUGAUGUUGAAAGGUUAAUAACAGACAGCAUUCUGACGCUUCUGAUUUUUCCAGUACUUCUUCCUUCUCUAAGGAUAGUGGCUGCUAAUCAUGUUGACCAGGAUAUACAAAGUGAUGUUGUCACUCCUCUCUACUUACUUUGUUGCAUCUUGAGGAUAGUCAAGAUCAAAGAUUUGGCAAAUACAAUAGUUGCUGCACUUUAUUACCCCUUAGAGUCCCUUACAAAAUGUUUUGGGGGUAAAGUCAAUGGAAUGGUACCUGAUAAUGGUUUUACUUCUGAAGGCGACGGGAUAGAUAAUAAUAAUAAUAAUCUUACCAAGAAUAAUAAAAAAGGCUUGGUAGUCAAUGUUCCAUGCUCACCUAGUUCUUCAGGUUUUCAUCCACAGAGUAUCACCAUGCUAAAUAAUGGUAGCAGUUCGAAUGUCGCUUUGAGGUACUUAGCUGGUCAGUUAACAAAAGUUCAAAUAGUUAAUGAGGUUAGUAAGGAUUUUGUUAUUGAGGCACUGAGAUCAAUUGCGGAGUUGAUAACAUAUGGUGACCAACACGACCCAAGCUUUUUUUGA